Messenger RNA from Racocetra persica, 513 nucleotides. The record is from the annotation of a GenBank genome assembly. NCBI's taxonomy places the organism in Eukaryota, Fungi, Glomeromycota, Glomeromycetes, Diversisporales, Gigasporaceae.
AUGAGAAAUAAAUCAUCUAAAAAAUCAUCUAACGAAUCAAAUGUUGGCAAAGAUGUUAUUGCACCUCUUGCCAAGUACACUUUCGUCAAAAUACUUGAAUCUCUGCCGUGCGAUGUCGAUAUCGAAGAAUCAAAAAAAGCCUAUGGAAAUGUAUUGAAAGAUAUAGAGUUAUAUGUUAAUGAAAUGAACAAGUCAAAUGAUAAUUCUGACAAGAAGAUAAUAGAUUAUAUCAAAAAAAUGGUCAAAGCAAAUAAGGUGCGCAAAAUGGUAACUAUAAGUAAUGAAAAAAUAAAUGACAUGGCGGAAGUCAUGCUAGUGCAGAGAGGGGCCAAUAUAGAAAUUAAGGAUUUGAUAAUUGAUCCAAAAUAUCUUGAAGAUUUUGGAAAUAUAGAUGAACGUGGAAAAAUCCAGAAAAUGGUCAGUAAAGGCAAUCAAGUUGCAGUAAAAAAGAUGGGUUAUAUAAUAUUAAAAGAGAUUGCGAAACAAGCAAAUAUUGUCGCACUGCUUAGCUGA